Molecule: messenger RNA, 1198 nt
Organism: Hyalella azteca
Lineage: Eukaryota; Metazoa; Arthropoda; Malacostraca; Amphipoda; Hyalellidae
Exons: 8
Coding region: 68-1198 (376 amino acids)
Biological process (GO): RNA polymerase I preinitiation complex assembly; nucleolar large rRNA transcription by RNA polymerase I; transcription elongation by RNA polymerase I
Cellular component (GO): RNA polymerase I complex
Molecular function (GO): DNA binding
Source: RefSeq, a predicted model, not a curated record
UAUUAAUGCUUCUUGAAUUUCCUGUAUAUGCAGUUCUUCAACAGGUCAAAAUCAAACUAGUUUUGAAAUGGAUUCCCUUCAUGAAAAACCCAGAUCCAAGAAAAGAAAAUUUGUUAUUGAAUCAGUUGAAAAUUUGUCUGUGCAAGCCAUGUUAGCUCACCCUGCACUGGUGAGGUUUCGCACUACUCCACCUGAGCUAUCUUCAUUGACAACUACAUUGGAGCGUGAACCAUACGUUGAAGGAGACCGACCUGGCCGCAAGUAUAUCAGUCGUUUGACUCUGAAUGACAUGGAUGGGAAAGUGUACAGUGGCCAAAAUCAACUCUGCAGACAUUCUAACAAUGAUAUUUGCCUUGUUGGCAUUGCCAACAAGAAAACAGGUAAAAUGAGAUUAUUGGAAGCAGAAGAGUUUCUGGUGAGCCCCGAGAUUGAUUUAGUUAACAAUGAACCAGAUGAAGUGAACAGCCCUAAAAAAUAUAAUGCAACUGUCCUCUUUGGAACAAAGAAAAAUAGAUUGAAACACAAGGUUCUCAUGGAAGAAAAGGACCGGAGAGCUGCUGAGCUGACAAGCAGUGUGGAGAAAGCCCGUCCCCUGAUUGAGAAAACAACUUCCGUUGUCACAAGCAGUUCUUCGGAUAACUCUUACUUCUUACCCCCCAUCAACACAAGUGCCAAGACGGUGGACGAAGUGUACAACAUGAGUGACAUUGUAGAGGACUACGUUCUGGAGCAUCUCAUUGAUGAAGCAUCUGCGCUCCUGGAAACCAAGGGCCUGGAUACUGAGAAAGUAAGACCGCUGUUCAUGCAGUGUCUGGCGGGUGCAAGACUUGAGACAGACGACGAAGGCCGGCUACGUUAUGCCUGCGCUGCCAUCUAUGUCGAGUAUCUCUGCAGGAUUGUGUCUGGAGUUGAUCUUCCGCUUGACAACAUGGAUGAUGCUGUCGUAGAGCACCUUAAGAACACCUACAAAUUGACUAAAAAAGCACGAUUCUUGCCCCCGGAAAUGAUUCACAAAGCCUUAGCAAAUAUCAUGCAAAAAUUUGAAAUAUUUAUACGAACUCCUGACGAUGGUGCAGUUGCUGCGCGUGAAAAAGACAUCCACGCAUAUUGUGAUUCAGCUUCCUUUGCCAUCUCGCGAAGCAUCAUCGGUGAACAAAAUUUCAGUUUUCGCCAAAAAGAAAAAAUGAGCAUCGGGUAA